Messenger RNA from Huiozyma naganishii CBS 8797, 2736 nucleotides. RefSeq names its product coatomer subunit beta' (gene SEC27). Gene Ontology annotation, biological process: intracellular protein transport; endoplasmic reticulum to Golgi vesicle-mediated transport; intra-Golgi vesicle-mediated transport. The record is from RefSeq and is a predicted model, not a curated record. Gene Ontology annotation, cellular component: COPI vesicle coat. The transcript has a single exon. Gene Ontology annotation, molecular function: protein binding; structural molecule activity. Bases 1 to 2736 code for a protein of 911 amino acids. Lineage: Eukaryota; Fungi; Ascomycota; Saccharomycetes; Saccharomycetales; Saccharomycetaceae.
AUGAAAUUUGAUAUCAAGAAAGCAUUCAGUAACAGGUCUGAUAGGGUCAAAGGGAUUGACUUUCACCCCAGUGAACCGUGGGUUUUAACGACCUUAUACUCGGGUAAGAUUGAAAUUUGGAACUAUGAGACUCAACAAGAGGUUAGAUCGAUUCAUGUUACGGAGACGCCUGUAAGAGCCGGUAGAUUCAUUGCCAGAAAGAAUUGGAUUGUGGUCGGUUCUGACGACUUCAGACUCAGGAUUUUCAACUAUAACACUGGUGAAAAAAUUUCUGAUUUCGAAGCCCACCCUGACUAUAUCCGUUCCAUUGCAGUGCAUCCCACCAAACCUUACGUGAUAACAGGCAGUGAUGAUUUGACGGUUAAACUAUGGAAUUGGGAAAAGAAUUGGGCUUUGGAACAAACUUUUGAAGGACAUGAUCACUUUGUCAUGAGUGUCGCCUUCAAUCCAAAGGACCCUAACACUUUUGCUUCUGGUUGUUUGGAUCGCACCGUUAAAGUGUGGUCUUUAGGCCAAAGUCAGCCAAACUUCACCUUGGUCACUGGCCAGGAAAAGGGGGUGAACUAUGUAGACUACUAUCCAUUACCGGAUAAGCCAUAUUUGCUGACUGCCUCUGACGAUAUGACUGUCAAGAUUUGGGAUUAUCAAACGAAGUCAUGUGUCGCCACGUUGGAAGGGCACAUGGCUAAUGUCUCCUUUGCCAUUUUCCACCCCACAUUGCCUAUUAUUAUAUCCGGGUCCGAGGACGGGACUGUGAAAAUUUGGAACUCCUCCACCUACAAGAUUGAAAAGACUUUAAACUUAGGCUUGGAAAGAAGUUGGUGUAUUGCCUCCCACCCAACAGGUAAGAAGAAUUACAUUGCCGCUGGUUUCGACAACGGGUUUACUGUUUUGUCCCUUGGUAAUGAUAUCCCAGCUCUAUCGCUUGAUCCUGUUGGUAAGUUAGUCUGGGCUGGUGGUAAGAACGCUGCGGCAUCCGAUAUAUUUACCGCUGUUAUCAGGGGCAAUGAAGCUGUGGAAGAAGGCGAACCGCUUCCUUUACAGACAAAGGAGUUGGGGACUGUAGAUAUCUUUCCACAGACUUUGAGUCACUCGCCCAACGGUCGGUUUGUUACCGUGGUCGGUGAUGGAGAGUUCGUCAUAUACACUGCUUUGGCAUGGAGGAAUAAGGCUUUUGGUAAGUGUACAGACUUUGUCUGGGGUCCUGAUUCCAACAGCUAUGCAUUGAUCGAUGAAACCGGUGUCAUUAAAUACUACAAGAAUUUUAAGGAGGUCACGUCUUGGUCUGUUCCAUUGGCUUACUCCGUCGACAAGUUAUUUGGCGGGUCACUCCUAGGGGCCAAAUCUGAUGGGUUUGUUUAUUUCUUUGACUGGGAAACAGCUACUUUGGUAAGAAGAAUAGACAUUGAUGCAAAAGAAAUUGUCUGGUCUGAAAAUGGUGAUUUAGUUAUGCUGAUCAACGACAAAGAUGAGCGUUCUCCCGACGCAGCCAGUGCAUACUCUUUGGUAUUCAACAGAGAUACUUUUCUAGAUGCCGUCAACAGCGGAGAAGUUAACGACGAGGAAGGUGUCGAGGACUCAUUUGAUGUUCUGAACGAACUAAAUGAGCCUAUAACUUCAGGUAAAUGGGUUGGUGAUGUUUUUAUUUUUACCACCUCAACGAAUAAACUAAAUUACUUUGUUGGUGGCAAGAUGUAUAACUUGGCCCAUUACACCAAGGAGAUGUAUUUGCUAGGAUAUUUGGCUCGUGACAAUAUGGUUUACUUAGCCGACAGAGAAGUUCAUGUUUACUCCCACCCCGUCUCGCUAGAGGUCCUGGAGUUCCAAACUUUGAUCCUAAGGAGUGAAGUCGACGAAGCAAUGGAAACGGUCCUGCCAAACAUUCAAGACAAGGACUCUUUAAGCAAAAUUGCAAGAUUUUUAGAGGGUCAAGAGUACUAUCAGGAGGCGUUGGAGAUUACGCCAGACAAUGAUCAGAAAUUUGACUUAGCUAUCAAGACUGGUCAGUUACCACUAGCUCAUGAUUUGUUGAAAGAGGUCGACAAUGAAUUGAAAUGGAGAUCGUUGGGGGACUCUGCACUGAAAAAUUUCAACUUUCAAUUGGCUAUUGAAUCAUACGAGAAGGCACACGACCUGGAGUCCUUGUUUCUCCUAUAUUCCUCCUUCAACGAUAGUGAAGGCUUGGGCCAAGUUGCCAAAAACGCUGAACUGGUUGGUAAAUUCAAUGUUGCUUUCAACGCUUAUUGGAUGAAUGGGGAUAUUGAGGCUAUUAAAAAGCUGCUGAUCAAAGCAAAUAGGUUUUCUGAAGCAUCGGUAUUUGGUUUAACAUAUGGCUGCAAUGAACUUGAUCAACUUAUUGAACAGUGGAAAGAGAAGCUACUAAUUGCUGGCAAGAAGGGUAUUGCUGAAAGAGUUUAUUUACCAGGUGAAGACGGAGCCCAGUUUCCAGCAACAGUUACAGAUUCUAAAACUUUGAUCGAUAUCGAAUCUACUGCUACACCUGAUGAGAGCUCUUCCGAUCCUGCGGAACCUGUGGAGCCCGUAAAGCCAGUUGAUGAUGAUACAGAAGCACUAGUGCAGGUUGCGUCUGAGGAUGAACCAGAUAAGGAGGAGACUGUUGCCGAAGACGAACCUCAGACGAAGAGCAAUGCUGUUAAAGAAGAGGUAAAAAGCGAAGACGAAGAAGAAUUCCAGGAAUCGAGUGAUAAGGAACCAACACCUGAAAAGUCCAGUUAG